UUCGAGCUCUCCGAGGCUUUCCUGAACAACAAGCAAACAUGAAAUACUUCACCGCUAUCGCCCUGUUCGCCCUGGUGGCCAUUGCAGCCCUCACGGAAGCGAAACCCACCGGGGUGGAGUCCAUCGAACCGGCGCGGGCCGAGUCCACUUCGCCGGAAGCAGCCAGGAACAAGCGAGGAUUGUUGCUGAGCGCGGCUUAUACGGCGCCGCUCACUUACAGUGCAUACACCGCACCGGCCGUGGCGUACUCCGCAUACAGCUACCCCUAUGCGUACACGGCCUAUUCAAGCUACCCCUAUUACGCCGCUGCCUAUAGCGCACCCUAUUACUUGGCCUAGAUACGCGACCACAUGAGCCCGAGGGAAUACGUCAAAUUACCGACCAGCUUCUCUGAUUUCGACGAUGACAACCGCCAACUCGA
Cyphomyrmex costatus is the source of this 421-nucleotide messenger RNA. RefSeq lists its product as uncharacterized. NCBI's taxonomy places the organism in Eukaryota, Metazoa, Arthropoda, Insecta, Hymenoptera, Formicidae. Bases 39 to 338 code for a protein of 99 amino acids. The record is from RefSeq and is a predicted model, not a curated record. The transcript has 2 exons.